UAGUGAGUAUCAGUGGCAUUUGGCUGUGGUGUUCCAAGAAGAAACCGAUCUCAUAGGAAAAUCGGAUAAAAAUAUUUAUCUUACACCGGAAGUACCGCAAACCGGCCGCUAUGGUACAUCGAUCGAGUGUGAAGUCCCGGUUGGAGAGUUCCUGAAUUCAAACCAGAAGAAAAGCUAUCACCAAUCAUCCAAGGUGGCGACGGCUCGGUAAUUUUUCUGCUGCUUUUUUCCGCACACAAAUACCAGCAAAAUCGGUAAAAGGGAGAAAAAAUAUUGUACCUCUAUGUUUUGAACGGUACUCGGAUUGCUACCGCCGCCGCCACCGCCGCAGAUCGCUAUUGCUGGCUGUUCAAUACAACGCCUGUGCCUCACCGUACUCUCUUUCUCGUUGCAUCCUCCUUCAUCCUACUCUCCGUAGCGUUUGAAUGCAACACAGACUGCUGCUGAUGAUGAUGUUAUUAGCGCUGGACCGCUGAAUGGAUCUAACGCGAGAGAGCGAGAGCAAAGCGAAUCAAAGCAGGCCAGUUCAGAGGAAAAAAAGUCGAAAAAUAGAAACCUAUCGCAGUGGCCAUUGCCGUCAUUGAGAUAAUCACUUCAAAGCAAGACGUAGGCAAAAUCAGAAUUCCAGCGCAAUUGAUAGUCGUUUGGGUGAUUAGAAGAAGGUGCAGUGCAGUGUAGGAUAUAGUCUAGUUUUAGGAGGGAGAGAUCGUUAGCGCAAACAAGUGGAGAGUUAUUCAGGAUGGCUUCGUCAGGUGGAGUGGAUAUUCAAAUAGUAUCGAUGCCAAACCUGCAGAAAAUUGAAAACUAUAUGCGAGAUUCGACCUAUCGGGAAACGUUAGAAGUCAGUGCAUCGUUCAACACCAGAUUAUGCCUAGAACGGAGGAUGCGGUUACCAUUCUUCGAUUCGCAAACUGGGGUAGCGCAGAAUCACAGUACUCUGUACAUGAAGCACUGUAGACGGAUGCCCGGGCACCGGGAAGGUCAACUCUACACAUAUCCAUCAUCACGGUGGCGAAAGUCCAAGCGACAGUAUCUGACCAAAAUCCAAAACCUGCGGCCGUUUAGCAAUUUUAAAACAAGCGGAACCUCCAACAUACCUCUAGGGGAUACUGUAGAGGUGGCAGCGACUACCGAGCCAGACUUCAAUGCAUCACUUCUGGAGGAAUCCUCGCUGGGAGCGACUAUGGACGCCGACAGCAAGGAUAGCCACCAGAAUCAACCCGCCCCUAAGGAAGAGCCUCUACCCAAGGAUUGGUACUACGAUGAGAUGGCCCUGAAUGAUGAUGAUCUGGACGACCCGGAAGGCGGAGACUCGGAUUACGACUAUAACGUGAACGGGUACAAGCGAAAGACCAAGAAGAGCAGGCGCUCGAACGCCGGAGGAAGAAAAUCCAAGGCUAGUCAAGCGGCGGCAGCCGCUGCCGGAGAUUACGAUGCCGUGGCAUCGCCAGGCGGUUCAUCCCGAAAAGGUCGACCACCGGGGGGUAGUUCCGGCAAACGGGGCAGGAAGCGCAACCAGAAGGAAACGGUUUCGUCCAUCGAGAAGGAGUUGGAGAGCAGCCUGAACGACAGCCUGGUGGAACCGCCCUCGUUCGAAUCGGUGGCCGCUGCGGUGGAUCUGAACGAGAACGGCGAGAAUGGGGCCGGCUACGGAGGUAGCGCAGAUUUGAGGAACUACCGGAAGUACCUGUAAGGCGACUGGGUGUUACUUCGAAAUGGUACCUUUGAGGCUCUAGUAACCCAGACCCUUUUCGAUGGAUGUUUUAUACGACAACGUUGUAGUAGUGCGGUAGCAGCCCUGUGGACGAGGAUCCACGGUAGACACAAGAAGGGAAGAUAAAUCUUCCAAUAUCGAGCAAUCCUUGAAGGAAUGUCUUGUAAAGAAGCCACAGCUGAAAAAAAAAGAAAUAUCAAACAAUCUGAAAAUUAUUUACUUCCUAAACUCUUGUCUUUUUGGAUAUUAUUGCAAUUCUGGUCAUCGUCAAAAUACUACUAUUAUUAUUAAUACUUCAAAGCAAUUUGUGUUUAGUUUUUUCCGAAUAUUUUUUUUGGAAUUGGAGAAGGGCGGCAAAAUUUAAUUUAAAAUCUCGGAGCAGUUUUGGGAGGAAACGUUUGAAUUGUAAAUAGUAGCCAGUUUAUAAUCUAUUUCCCUUAGAAACAAAACACACAAAACAGCUGCAAUAGAACCAAUUAUUUACAUUUUGUUAACAUCGUAGCAGAUUUCACACAUUAAAAUUCAUUGACAAAUUCAAAUGACAAUUUCAAACAUAGUUACACACAGUUUACAAUAGCCAGAGGACAGUUAAACUACAUAGAAAAAAUGCAAACGAGUCAUACUAUCAUUAUUUAGUUUUGCUAAGGGUUUCGUUCAUUGUAGUAAAACAACUAACACACACAUACAGACAUCGCCGUACGCCCACACCGAAUAACACUUAAUUGUUGCAAUAGUUGUAGGACUUAGUGGUUAAAGUAAAACUCAUAUUUUUGCGUGGAGUAUACCAGCGGGAGACAAAGGACAAAAUAGAGGGGAUAGUUUAGAAAACGUCCCUCCGACGGCGGUAUGGCAUUGGAAAACGAUCAAGUUUCACAUUUAUUGUCUAAUUGUGGAUGAAUUUUUCAACGACGAUAUAUUUACUUAUGAUUCCUUCAUUAUCCCCUAUUGAUGAUCGAACAACUUCAAGAACACGGAAAAAGAGACAAAAAUCACUUACACGUACAACUCGAUGAAACAAAUAACUUCCGAUGCGGAAGUGUACGGAAAGAAACGAUGCAAGAAAGGGGACUCAGCGUAAAUGUAACAGUUUAAAUUAUAUGGAAAUGAAGAGAAAAAUAAGUAAGAACAGCCGGAGACAACCCUGUACAUGAAUAUAAAUAGAUACCUUUAUGAACGGUGAUGAAAAAUGAUGAAUAAAACGAGGAAAUAUUUUCCAAGAAUCUAAA
Molecule: messenger RNA, 2940 nt
Organism: Aedes aegypti (yellow fever mosquito)
Lineage: Eukaryota; Metazoa; Arthropoda; Insecta; Diptera; Culicidae
Product: zinc finger protein ubi-d4
Exons: 2
Coding region: 740-1693 (317 amino acids)
Source: RefSeq, a predicted model, not a curated record